UGGAGGAACAGAAAUGCCCCAUGAACAUUUACUAACUACGUACAGUAACAUUGGAGUACUUAAUCGGCCGUGGCUGAUAGUGAAACCAGGCGGAAAUUGAGCAUACGCCGCCCAGACACAUGCCCGAUCAUCUAAAGAACGAGUUUAUGCAUUCAGCCGCACUCCAUACUUGAAGAAAACGCUGGUUUUGUUACUGUACCAGCAUGAACUCAGCCGGACUGCUGUGUGAACCCGAGCGGCCGCGGCACCGUCCUUUCCUGAUCGGGGUGAGCGGAGGAACGGCCAGCGGAAAGUCCACAGUGUGCGCAAAAAUCAUGGAGCUGUUGGGUCAGAAUAAGGUGGAUCAUCACCAGAGGAAGGUCACUAUCGUCAGCCAGGACAGUUUCUACCGGGUUCUCACUCCAGAACAGAAGGCCAAAGCUUUGAAAGGCCAGUACAACUUUGACCAUCCAGGUAAACUGUUUGUGGACACAGACUCAGAUGUACGCCUGUCUCGCAGAGUUCUGCGCGACAUGAGAAGAGGUCGAGAUCUGGAACAGAUUCUCACACAGUACACCACGUUUGUUAAACCAGCUUUUGAAGAGUUCUGCCUUCCGACCAAGAAAUAUGCAGAUGUCAUAAUACCGCGUGGAGUUGAUAACAUGGUGGCAAUAAACCUGAUUGUGCAGCAUAUUCAGGACAUCCUCAACGGUGACAUCUGCAAAUGGCAGAGGGGUUCUGUCAAUGGACACGCCCACGGGCGGAGUCUAAAGAGGGGCGUGGCUGAACACAGCGAGCAAUCUAGCGGAGGCGGGAUUGUCCCAGUGAAACGCCCCCUACUGGAGCCCAGCACACGACCACAUUAACACACACACGCACACACACUAAAGAGAGUCAUACGAUCAAAAAACCUAAACGCUUGAAUUUUUCUGCAUGCUUCUAACACACAAUCUCUGUCAGGCUCAGAAUUUAAAGGAAUAUUUUUCAUUUUUUGGUGAACUAUUCCUUCUUAUCUGAGUCAUCUGACCCUUAGCGUGACCUUUAACCUGUAGUCACAUCUUUCUCAAAGAGGAACUGUGCUGUAUAUAUAAAAUAGUCCUACAUUACUUGUCAGAUGCUAAUCAGAUUAAUCUCUACUCAUAUGUUUAUAAUAACAGUCGGUACCUAUAACAGGGUAAACUCAACACAAACAGUCCAGUCUGUAUUUCACUGCCUGAUCCGUCUCACAAGGUUAUAAUUUCACCACUCUAAAACUGUUACUUACACCUAUAGAAUAAAAAAGUCAACUUGUUUUGUUACUAUUGUCAAGUAUAAUGGCAUUUUAAACACCUGAAAUAAAGUUUCAGUGCUGCCUUGUCUAAAUCAUAAACUCUUGUUUGGUCAGGAUAAGACAUGAAAUAGAUGAAGUAAAAUACUUCUAGUGAAUUAUAGUGAUAGUUUAGUAUUUAAAAUAUUAAUCUAUCACCGAUGUGACUAUUUUUAAUGUUCUGUAUAAUUUAUGUUGUUCACCUCACUCUAAUUUGUUUCUAAAUGUAAAUAUGAUAAAAUAGUUCAUUUGUAAACAGGUUUUGCAUUUUUCUUGUACAAACC
Molecule: messenger RNA, 1569 nt
Organism: Sinocyclocheilus rhinocerous
Lineage: Eukaryota; Metazoa; Chordata; Actinopteri; Cypriniformes; Cyprinidae
Product: uridine-cytidine kinase 1-like
Exons: 5
Coding region: 204-845 (213 amino acids)
Molecular function (GO): kinase activity; ATP binding
Source: RefSeq, a predicted model, not a curated record